AUGCUGAGUGAAAAGCAGGAUACACUAACCAUCUUUUAUUGGUUAGGACAGUUGUUAAAUGAUGGAGUUUCAAUUCCCCAAGAAGUGGUUUGCGAUUGGUCCAAAGCAUUGUUGGGUGACAUUACCAGGGCUUUUUGCAAUGGACUUUCGUUACAUGAUUGUGUAAACAACUGUAUGGCUGCAUUAAAUGGAAAUAAUUCAGCAAGACCCGUUUGCUACUUACGAGUUGAUGUUGCUCAUUUAAUCAAGUUGGUAUGUAGGUGGACGUGUUGGAAAGGCAAGCGAACAAUCAGAUUAAAGGAAUGUUAUGUAUGA
Molecule: messenger RNA, 315 nt
Organism: Macrosiphum euphorbiae (potato aphid)
Lineage: Eukaryota; Metazoa; Arthropoda; Insecta; Hemiptera; Aphididae
Source: the annotation of a GenBank genome assembly